Saccharomycopsis crataegensis is the source of this 1497-nucleotide messenger RNA. It is a transcript of the gene JIP5, whose product is annotated as Jip5p. The coding region runs from base 1 to 1497 and encodes 498 amino acids. The record is from RefSeq and is a predicted model, not a curated record. NCBI's taxonomy places the organism in Eukaryota, Fungi, Ascomycota, Saccharomycetes, Ascoideales, Saccharomycopsidaceae. Gene Ontology annotation, cellular component: nucleolus. Gene Ontology annotation, molecular function: protein binding. The transcript has a single exon. Gene Ontology annotation, biological process: positive regulation of transcription by RNA polymerase I; rRNA processing.
AUGGCAAAGAAGAAGAAGCAACAAACCGUCCUUAGUGAUGUCAACCCCAUCGUCGACCUUACCUUCGAUGACCCCUUAUUUGCUCUUGCCGCGCAUCCUACCCAACCCCUUCUAUUAUCAGGGUUAGGGACCGGGCAUGUUUAUCUCCACAAAUAUAACGUUAAGAAACUUGAGCAACAAUUACAGAAAAACCUCGAGUUGUCGAAACAAGAGGAUGGCGAAGUGUCGGUGAAAAAGAAGAAACAAGCGUUCUGGAGUGUGUUGAACGCCCAAGAUGAAGCCAUCAACGAUGAGAAAUUGGUGGAAACCAUGUGGAAAACUAAACGUCAUAAACAAGGGUGUCGUACGGUACUUUUUGAUCCAAACGACGAAGGGAAAACGAUUUAUACCAUUGGGAAGGAUAAUAUUAUCAAGAAAGCGUUCACCGAGACCGGGAAAGUUGAUUUCAAGAAAAAUAUCACCGAUGAUUUGAUCACCGAUGACCUGAUGAAGAACGGGGUCAGUUGUGGGAUUUUAUCGACGUCUCAUCCACAUUUGAUCACGGGGGACGAAUUGGGGAACAUCAGAGUGUUUGAUACCAGAAACAAGUUUGCUAAAGUAUUUGAAUUGAAGAAUGUCCACGAAGAUAUGAUCAACCAAAUCAUUGCCAUCCCUAACGCCAGUUCAGUGUACCAUUACAUCAGUGUGGGUAGUACUACUGUGGCGAAAAUUGAUUUGAGGAAAGGGGUGCUUCUUCAAUCGGAAAACCAAGAAGAUGAGGUAGUAUGUGGAGCGUUUCCCAGCAUGAAUUCUAACGAAACUUUACUUUGUGGGAUGGGUCUGGGGGUGGUGACUCAGUGGAAAGAACGGAAAAACGAUUACGCCGAUCAGUUUAGUCGGAUCAAGGUGAGUAAAGAUAAUAGUGUCGAUUGUAUUAUUAGUGGGAUGAAUGAUGAAGAGCCCGAUUGUGUUUGGGCAGGGUGUUCCGAUGGGUUGAUUUACAAAGUCAAUGGGAAACGUAGCGCGGUUGUGGAAACCAGACUUCACGACGAGCUCGACGAGGUUAAUUUAUUGGAUAUCGAUCAUGAAUAUCGGUUGAUUUCUGCAGGGAUGUCGUCAUUAAAGAUUUGGAGUAAUCGGAUGCCUGGGGAAGUUUUGCAAGAAAUAACCGGUGGCGAUAGUGAUAGCAGUGAUAAUGAUGAUAGCAGCGAGGCUAGUAAUGAUGAUUGGGAUGAUAUGAGUGAUUCCGAUGGUGAUCUGGAUGAUAUGAGCGAAGCCGAAGAUGAUGAUGAAGAAGAAGAAGAAGAAGAAGAAGCUCCAGAGACCCAAAAGAAGAGAGUGUCUGAAAAGGACGAUCAGGACAAACCUGAAGCAAAAAAACAAAAAGUCGAAGAGGAAACCGAGAAACCUGAACCAAAGAAAAAGCAAAAGGUCCAACAAGUAAAAUUACCAAAAAAAACAUUGGCGUCGCUCAAAGAAAAACAUGAGAAUGGGAUUAAGAAGUUUGAUGAUCUUUGA